Aethina tumida (small hive beetle) is the source of this 441-nucleotide messenger RNA. RefSeq lists its product as uncharacterized. Bases 1 to 441 code for a protein of 146 amino acids. Lineage: Eukaryota; Metazoa; Arthropoda; Insecta; Coleoptera; Nitidulidae. The record is from RefSeq and is a predicted model, not a curated record. The transcript has 4 exons.
AUGAGUCCUGAUAUUAUUUUGGUUGUAAGUCUUAUUGUCAUGUCUUCAGCACUACCUGCUAAUAACAAAAAUCGAUUUUUAACCACCAUUGGAGACAGAGAAUAUUUUAUUGAGGAUAAUCUUGAGGCAAAUUGGGAAUUAGCUUUCCUGUCGUGUCGCAAACGUGGCCUCCAUUUAAUAUCCCUGGAUGAGUUACCCUACAGGAAACGUCUAAAGGAGUACCUAUCAAAAAAUGAGCUAAAAGAAAAAUCAUUUUGGACUUCUGGGACUGCCAUGAAUUUGGAGUCGUGGUACUGGUUGGACGUGGGUAAAUUUUUCAAAGGAAAAAUCGAAGGCGAAGUGGAAAAUGGGGUGCACGAUUGCUUAACACUAAAAGGGGAUGUUUUCUAUCAGAGAAACUGCAGUUCAAAUAACCAUUUUAUAUGUGAAUUGAGACAAUAA